Messenger RNA from Raphanus sativus (radish), 2807 nucleotides. Its product is annotated as autophagy-related protein 18f-like. Gene Ontology annotation, cellular component: cytoplasm. The transcript has 6 exons. Lineage: Eukaryota; Viridiplantae; Streptophyta; Magnoliopsida; Brassicales; Brassicaceae. The record is from RefSeq and is a predicted model, not a curated record. Gene Ontology annotation, biological process: autophagy; response to starvation. Gene Ontology annotation, molecular function: protein binding. The coding region runs from base 483 to 2528 and encodes 681 amino acids.
AUAAGAGUAAGAGAGGAAAAUGAUUAAAGAGGGUUUGAAAGAGCUUUCGUCUCUAGUUCGCUCUCUUAUUAAUCCUUUAAAAAGCUUUCCCCUUUCUUCCUCCUAAUCGUUUCCAAAAGUCUCUAAUCAGGUUCCUCUUUCUGGGUUUUUGAUUGCUUCAUUUGUUCCUUCUUUUCGUUUCCGAUUUUAGGUAGAGACCAUCUUCUUCUUUAGCGAUUCAGCUUCAGUUUUUGUUUUCCCACUCUGAUCGCUUAUUCUUUCUUCUGGGUUUCGCAAAUUUUCAAUCUUUUUUUUUUUUGCUUUUGAUCGAAGCUUCGACUCGACUCUGUUUCAGUGGUUUCUUGCUUCGUCACAACUUGAAGAAGAAGCAAAUUACUAAUUUUUUUUGUUUGUUUCUAAUUUUCGUUUCCAUCAUGAAAGAUCUUCUUGGAAUAAUAUCUCAGGCGUACAAGUAGCUAACGACCAAGACUAACUGAAAGAGUAUGAGUAACAACGACGACGACGACUCUCAGAAGCCGGAGACCUCUACUUCCGGCGGAGUCGUCUCUCGAUCAGCUCGAACGUUGUCUGACUACCUUCGCACCAUUUCCUCCGGCGCUUCCACCGUCGCUCGCACCGCCGCUUCUUCCGUCGUUAACCGACCCUCUCUUCACGACCAGGUACUAUGGGCGGGUUUCGAUAAGCUAGAGAAAGAGGACGGCGAUACUCGGAGAGUCCUUCUACUUGCAUUCCACUCUGGUUUCCAAAUCUGGGAUGUCCAAGACACUGACAACGUCCACGUCAUCGUCUCCGCUCAUGACGGUCAUGCUGCCUUCAUGCAGAUGCUACCUUACCCGCUUCUCUCCAAGGAUACAGACGAUGAUGUGUUUUUCGAGAGCCGUCCGCUUUUGGCUGUGUGUGGUGACAGUUCUUGGGUGGAGAUUUUAGACAGAGAGGACACCGCUUCUGACGACGACGCUGAAAGUGAAACCGUUGUGCCGACUCACGUGAACGUCUACUCGUUGAAGUCAAACUCUUAUGUUCAUACGUUGAAGUUCAACUCUGUCAUCUACACCAUUAGGUGCAGUCCUCGGAUCGUUGCUGUGCUACAAGCUGAUCAGAUACAUUGCUUUGAUGCUAAAACGUUAGUGGAGGAAUACAGUAUUGUCACUAACUCCAUAGCGUAUGGCUCGUUGGGUGUUGGAUACGGUCCUCUUGCUGUUGGUCCACGGUGGAUCGCUUAUAGCGCAAGUCGUAUUGCGGAUUCGAGCUCCACGAUUUUCACUUCGGAGCUUCUCCCACUGUCGUCAUCACCCAGCGUUGCACAGUUUGCAAGAGAGUCGAGCAAACAUAUUGUAUCUGGGAUUGCGAGGCUUGGAGGCAAAGGGUACAAGUCGUUGUCUAGGAUGUGCACUGAUGCUCUGCCUCUUCCCAAUUCGUAUAUUCCUGGUUUUAAGGGCAUUGGAGUUGCUACUGACAAAGUGCAAGACGCUGAGAGCAUAGGAAUGGUGAUAAUCAGUGAUGUUAUAAACAAAAGCGUGAUAUGUCAGUUUAAGGCACACAAUAAUCCGAUCUCAGCUUUGAGCUUUGAUCCAAGUGGGAUGCUUUUGGUGUCUGCUUCGACUCAGGGCAGCAAUAUUAACGUGUUCAAAAUACUGCCGAGAACCUCCAACACUAGUGAUCCGAGCAAAGAGUCUUUUAUGCAUCUCUUCAAACUCCAUCGUGGCUAUACUUAUGCGGUGAUACAAGGCAUCAGUUUCAGCAAUGAUAGCAGUGUGAUAGUGGUUAGCUCUUCAAGAGGGACAAGUCAUCUGUUUGAGAUCAAUCCCGAGAGAGAGGGGCAUCUUGCUGUUUCUCUGUCACCUGUUAUUAAGAUAAGAAGCGGAGACACCAGCGGAUGGAUUGGUACAGUGAGCGGUGCUGCAGCUGCGGCGAUGGGGACAGUAAGCGGUGUUGCAGCUGGAAUGGUUGGAGGAGGAGGAGGAGGAGACUCUCUUCCGGGUUCAACCGCAACAACUUUCUGUGGUUCUGAUAAUAGCUUUGCGACGAGGAACCUUCUGGUUUUUGCUCCUUCUGGAUGUAUGACACAGUAUGCGUUGAAGGCUGGGGGGGAUGGUGAUGAGGCUUUGGUGAUGACGGGGAUUGAUGAGUCUGGUUCAGAGACUGAAGGACCGGUUGUGAGAGUACGAAGGUGGUCCAUGAUCCAAAACCGAUCUAGAAGAGAGAUGCAAGCUCAACAAAGUGACAUAUAUGGAGCGACUUCGGAUAACCUUGGGUUGCAGAGUGCUGAGGUACCUUGGAAAGUAAGUAAGAAAGGAAAGGCCCCCCUUGUGCAGGAUAAUCAUCAGCUGUACGUGUCUGAAACAGAGUUGCGAGUGUACCAGCCACCUCAGCUAGCGUCAUGGGAAUGUGAAAAUUAUAGGUUUCAGAAGCUGGUAUUGGAUGGGGAUGAGGAGAGUAAUGGUGGAGGAGGGGAGAUGGAGAUUGAAAGAAUCCAAGCUCAGACGAUUGAAGCAAGAACAACAGUUUUGCGUCCAGUCUGGGGUUGAAGAGAAGUUGCAAUUAGAAGAAAGAAGGUUAUAUGCUGUUUUGGUUUUAUUGUUCUUCAUCACAAACUCAGCUUCAAGUUCAGCAAUAGAAGUAUAGAACAACAAAAAAAACUGUGGAAAGUUGUAUAGAAUAGGAAAAGAAAAUUUGACAGAUUUUAAAUGUAAAUAGCUAGCAGUAUAGUAUUCUUUUUUACAGAUUGACCCCAUUACAUUGAUUCAUGAACUGAAAUCUUCUUUGGAUGUAAACAUAAUAAGAAAAAAAAGGGAAAGUUUCUGCAA